CUACUUACUGAGGUUUUGUUGACUACAUCUUGAUACGAUGUAUGUAUAAAAAGGACCGCGUCCCUCCUCCAUCAGUUAUUGCUUCACCUCACUCCGUGACGAAAGUCGUGCCGGAUCAACGCUGUUUUAAUUUACCGAAAACAAGUUCAAAUUUAGAACCAACCAUGCCAGAUCUGUACUACGUUCCCGGUUCAGCCCCCUGCCGCGCCGUGCUGCUGGCGGCGAAGGCCCUCAACGUCAACCUGAACCUCAAGCUGGUGGACCUUCAUCAUGGAGAACAUCUUAAACCGGAAUAUUUGAAGCUUAACCCCCAACACACAGUGCCCACAUUGGUAGACGAUGGCUUCUCCAUCUGGGAGUCCCGGGCCAUCAUCGCCUACCUGGCGAACAAGUACGGCAAGGGCAGCCCUCUGUACCCUGCCGACCCCAAGGCCAGGGCUCUGGUCGACCAGCGGCUGUACUUCGAUAUCGGUACACUGUAUCAGAGAUUCGCUGAUUACUUUUACCCACAAGUGUUCGCCAACGCACCAGCCGACAAAGAAAAGGCCGGUAAAGUCGAAGAGGCUCUGAAACUGUUCGACCAAUUCCUUGAAGGACAGAAGUUCUCUGCUGGCCCCAACCUAACCAUCGCUGACUUGAGUCUCAUCGCCUCCGUCUCCAGCUUCGAAGCGUCUGAUAUCGACUUCAAGAAAUACAGCAAUGUCAAGAGAUGGUACGAAACAGUGAAGUCGACCGCCCCAGGCUACCAAGAAGCUAAUGAGAAGGGCUUGGAAGCCUUCAAAGCACUGGUCAACAGUAUGAAGAAGUAAAAGCAUCCAAUCAUCAUCUCUCUUUCUAAAAUCUUAAUCUUAAUACUUUCUCUUUCUAAGUGGUCAUUUUCUCAACACAGUUUAAGUUCUACCAUCAAAAGAUUUUGAUCUAAUUUGUCAGAAAUUUUAUGAUCUACUUGUUGGAUGUUGAUUAAAUCUUAUAAUUAAGUAACAUAAGAUAAUUGUUAAGUCAAAAUAAAUAUAUUUAACUUACAA
This is a messenger RNA of Amyelois transitella, 1025 nucleotides long. It is a transcript of the gene GSTd2, whose product is annotated as glutathione S-transferase 1-1. The transcript has 5 exons. Gene Ontology annotation, molecular function: glutathione transferase activity. The coding region runs from base 42 to 809 and encodes 255 amino acids. Lineage: Eukaryota; Metazoa; Arthropoda; Insecta; Lepidoptera; Pyralidae. The record is from RefSeq and is a predicted model, not a curated record. Gene Ontology annotation, biological process: glutathione metabolic process.